GGCUCCGUUUCUCGGCGUUUCCGUGUUGUUUCGUGUGUCAGCAGAUUGAGACGGCUCAUCGCGGUUGAUAGGAACCAAAGAAGAAGACACGAGAUGAAGAGCAAAAUCAGCAGCGCUCAAGUGAAUGUGAAGAGGCGGUCCUGGUCCUGGCAGCAGUACCUAACUGAGCAGAAGGCUGAAGCUGCUCCGCUCACAGUCUUUACCGAGUCCCAGACCUUUCCUAGUAGAAAAACUGGUUUUAAAGUUGGGAUGAAGUUGGAAGGCAUUGACCCAAUGCACCCCUCCAUGUUUUGUGUGGUGACCAUUGCAGAGGCGAUUGGCUGUCGGCUACGCCUUCAUAUUGAUGGGUACUCAGAGUGUUAUGACUUCUGGGUAAAUGCAGAUUCACCCAAUAUUAGACCGGCAGGCUGGUGUAAAGAGCACAACCACAAGCUUCAUCCACCUAAAGGUCACAGUGAGACAGAGUUUGACUGGCAGCAGUACCUUCAGUCCACAGACUCUCAGUCUGCACCAGCAGCCCUGUUCACGUGUUGCACUGGAGGAUGUGGGUUCAGGGUGGGGAUGAAAUUGGAGGCAGUCGACAGAAAGAAUCCUGGACUUGUCUGUGUCGCCUCUGUUGCUGAUGUCAUCGAUGACUGCUUCCUUGUUCACUUUGACAACUGGGAUGACACAUAUGAUUACUGGUGUGACAGUAGCAGUCCAUACAUCCAUCCGGUGGGCUGGUGUGAAGAACAGGGACGACCUCUUACUGCGCCACAGGGUCACCCCAACCCUGAAAACUUUGUUUGGGAGGAAUACCUUCAGGAGACCGGUUCUACUGCUGCUCCUAUUUCAGCCUUUACUCUGAGAGCGCCACAUGGUUUCCAGGUGAACCAUAAGCUUGAGGCAGUUGACAGGAGAAACCCUAUGCUAAUACGCGUUGCCACAGUAACAGACACAGAGGACUACAGGGUGAAGAUUCAUUACGAUGGGUGGUCGACACAGUUCGAUGUGUGGUGUGACAGCGACCUCUGCGACCUGCAUCCUGUUGGCUGGUGUCAGCGCACUGGACAUCCACUGGAACCCCCCCCAGGUUUGUCCCACCUGCCCUCCCCCUCUCAGGGAGUAUGUCCUACUGCAGGCUGCAGAGGAGUCGGACACAUCAAAGGAGCCAAAUACACUGGACACCACAGUGCCUUUGGCUGUCCAUAUUCUGACAUUAACAUGCGUAAGGAGAUGGUGCUUCCUGAUAGGCUGGGCGGAGAACGAGUCAUAACCCUCAUACCUGUCACCGUGCGCCAGCAUGACAACCAGUCAGACAGCACGAGCUUUCAGAAGGCAGAACCCAGAGACGAGGAGCUGCUGGUUCCUCUUGGCAAGAGAAGAAGGCUGACAGACAGAACCACCCAAAUGCCCCAGCCAACCACAUUCCUUCGUGUGAAACAGGAAGAGGAGGAGCCUCAUCUCAGAGUCCUCAGCCCAGAAUCCAGUCUGCAGGCCGCCCUCCACCAGUCUGUCUUCCUCUCAGCCAUGUCAGCACAGCCCAGCCGCGACCUGUCACUAUGCUGGGAGCAACACCGCAAAUUGUUACCAGGUGUCGCAGGAGUCCACGCUGAGACUGUCCAACACUGGAGCGUCCAACAGGUGUCAGAUUUCAUAGAGUCUCUCCCCGGCUGUGAGGAACAGGCCAAACAGUUCAGAGACGAGCAAAUUGAUGGACGGGCCUUCCUCCUGCUCACCCAGCGGGACAUCAUCCGGAUUAUGUCAAUCAAACUCGGCCCUGCCCUCAAGAUCUACAAUUCCAUCCUGAUGUUCAAACACGCUGAGGACAGAAGCCGAUCACAUGCUAAGGAUAGGAGCCAAUCACAUGUUGAGCAUACCAAUACUUGACAUUUGCAGCUCGUAACUGACCAAAUCCAAACCUGAUAGACCCCAUUACCAUGGCAUCUACCCCUUAUUCUCUGAUCUGGACGAGCCAUGUUUUCCAUCCUGUUGUCACCUGAAUUUGUUUGACGUUACAGUGACCUUUCUGUUGGCAGGUCCUGUGACGUCAUUUCGACAUUCAGUUACUGUCAUCAUUAACACUUCAUGUGAAAACAACCAACCGUCACUUAGGGAAACUGCCCUUUGGAUGGGGCACAGCUUUAUUCAGGUGAACUAAAAACUGGAGGCAAAGCUUUAAGUGGGACUUACAACUUGUAUGAUCAGCAGUGGCAGUUCUGCCAGGAAACAUGGCUGUGCUCAGUCGAUUGUCUGAGAUGUUCAAAAAAAAAAAUCUGCAUCAAAACAUCUUGAGAUAGAUUUCUCCGUUUUGUUAUUUUAUCUGUAAAUCAGUCCUGGGAAGUAGUUUCACCGUUAUCUGAUCCAAGUUGCUUUAUUUGAUCAUAUUUACUUGUAAUAUUAUGAUAUCAGGGAAAAAAAUCAAAACACACAUGUCAAAUUAAAAAAGGCCCCUUCAGAACAUUAAACAGACUGCGCUACUCAGAGUCAAGUCCUUUUAUUUGUCCUCUAAUGCAAACGUAAGUUAUCAACAGAUUUGUAUUGUAAGAAAAGGGUUCUGUGAACAAAAAGUGUUGCAUUGAUUUUAGUAAAGCAGUGGUUCCACGAAAGAGAGUUAAAAACAUGACAGAAAUUAUUCCUCACAUGAAGAAAAGAAAAAUUCAGACAUUUAUUUGAAACAUUCACAACUGCAUUUCGGUCUCACAGUGACAAAAGUCCGGUUUACUGAAAAGGUUUCCAUAAUUAACACGAGUCUCAUCAUUGUGCUGAGUGUGUAAAAAUCAAAACCUGUAAUUCCUAGAAAAUCUUAAACAUCAUUACAGUGUUAUGAGAAAACUCUCCUAAUUACAGAAUGGCAUUAGAAUUUCAAAAAAGAGAAAAAUGAACAUUCUAAAAUAGUAUUACACAAAAUACAUCAAAUACAUCAUCAAAAGUCCCAAAACUACUUAAACAGAUAUUAUUCAUGGAGAUGUUUGCAUAGGUCUCCAAAACUGGGUAAGUUGCAUCUGCGUGCACACGUAGCCCUAGAGACCAAAGGUCCAUGUCCUUUUGAUUUUGGGGUGAACUUUAUUAGACUUCUUCUUGACUUCGCAGUGUCUUGAUGAGAUGCAACGCCAUGCUGAGAUGAACAAAACCAUUGUCUUCAUUCAGGCCUCAUCAGUCAGCAGAUUUCUACCAUGAUCACAGUACUAUGUGCUCUCUCCUCAUUACAUUACUAAUCCUGUUAACUUUUAACAUCAUCCUGCCACCUCUGCUGGGAUCUGUCAGGUUGUGGAAAUGUGUAAUUGGCUGCGUCUCUUAAACAAUCAAUAAAAUAACUGUUCAAUAA
Molecule: messenger RNA, 3307 nt
Organism: Pundamilia nyererei
Lineage: Eukaryota; Metazoa; Chordata; Actinopteri; Cichliformes; Cichlidae
Gene: l3mbtl4
Product: L3MBTL histone methyl-lysine binding protein 4
Exons: 18
Coding region: 94-1869 (591 amino acids)
Biological process (GO): negative regulation of DNA-templated transcription
Cellular component (GO): nucleus
Molecular function (GO): histone binding; zinc ion binding; chromatin binding
Source: RefSeq, a predicted model, not a curated record